AUCUGUGACGCUACUUACGCGAUUGUCCGGUAUGACUUUAUUCAACACAUCUUCAGCAAAUGAUCCUCACGACCGGAGCUGCUACCUGCAGUGAUUUCUCAGUCGUAGUAAACACGUAGGACGGAACGAGAGUGUGUCGAAUUUCCUAUUUGCUCUAACGCAAACAUGAAGAUCUUUUCGAAUUUUUAAAUACAGUGCCGAGAUUUUUCGACCAGUGGAGUUAAAGUUUCUGUGAUAUCGAUACAUAGUGAACACCGUCAAACAUGUCUUCUGUGAACAUUCCAAAAAAGUCUCACUUUGAGGCAAAGGUGCUGUUACGCAGUACCUCGUUUCAGAAGUUGUGCUCUAUACCGUACAAUUUCAAAAUAGAAGCAAUUCAAUCGUAUAAGGAACACAUCAAAACAGUCAUAAAACUGCUGAAGAUUGCAACGCGAGCUUAUGUGAUUUCGAUUUAUUUAAAAUGUAUGACUACCAUCCUCUUCAACGAAUACAUCUUUAAACUAUGUGCCCAACUGCAGGGUUACUAUCCAGCUGCAGGAGGUGAUAUUUUGGAAGCAUCGACAACCGUCACUCCGAAUAUUGCAAAUAUUCGACACAGCAUAAAGACAAAUAUUACAAAUUCGCAAAAGCCAACCAUCUUAAACUUGAUAAUACUUUAUAAAAAAGCUAUUCUCACUAUCCUGACCUACACCUGCAUUCUAUAUAUUGCACUACAAAUAAUUUCUUUGCUAACCGUCCUUUGGUGGUCCUCGAACAUACCGUUUGGCCUUGUGUUUCUUAUGCUGGAUUUGAGCUACAUGGGUUUCAUUAUGUCUAAGGUAUGAUUUUAAUGCACUCCUCCCAAUUGGUUAAAAUGGACAGUAUCGUAAGUUUUACAACGUAUUUUAUAUUUUUUACAGAUUGCAUUGUGCUGACCUUAUGAGCCAUAUUCAUGGUCUUACCAGCAGUACUGUUUAAUACACAACGCAUAUACUUGCAAAAGCAGAAUAAUUCUUAAAGCUACGAUUCCUCCAAAGUCAACGACAUUUUGAUAAGAAAACUAUCCUACCGAGAACCAUUGGCUAGAAAAAGAACAUGCGUCUCUGCAACAUCAUUUCUGCCAUACGAAACGUAAAGUGAACCGCAAAUUCGUCAAUCAAUCUACCGAAAACAGUAGUGGAAAGACAGUAGUCUCUUUUGUUAGUUUUUCCCGUAUACCAACAACAAUCACCACCCGCCGUACCACCCUCAACACAGUAGUAAAAUGUAUAAGCGACGGAUGGGAAAAGGAAAAUUUGAGUAAAUAAAGCGCUUAUACCUUACACAGAAA
Anopheles gambiae (African malaria mosquito) is the source of this 1309-nucleotide messenger RNA. RefSeq lists its product as uncharacterized. The coding region runs from base 264 to 824 and encodes 186 amino acids. NCBI's taxonomy places the organism in Eukaryota, Metazoa, Arthropoda, Insecta, Diptera, Culicidae. The record is from RefSeq and is a predicted model, not a curated record. The transcript has 3 exons.